This is a messenger RNA of Anopheles cruzii, 1119 nucleotides long. RefSeq names its product 37 kDa salivary gland allergen Aed a 2-like. The record is from RefSeq and is a predicted model, not a curated record. Gene Ontology annotation, molecular function: odorant binding. Lineage: Eukaryota; Metazoa; Arthropoda; Insecta; Diptera; Culicidae. Gene Ontology annotation, biological process: sensory perception of smell. The transcript has 2 exons. The coding region runs from base 43 to 987 and encodes 314 amino acids.
UCUACUCGGAACUCGUCGGGAGUUCGCUCCAUCGGCUUCGUGAUGCAGCUGCAGCUAGGUGUAGUCGUUGGUUUCGUAGCGGCACUACUUUGUCCGCUGGUGGUCCUAGCCAGUCCCACCCGGGUGUGUCCGGCAGAUCCCUCACAGGAAGCGGCAGCCGUGGCCACCGGCUGGCUUCCGAGAACUCCGGAGCAAACACUGUACGCGUACGUGCGCUGCCUGAACGACUCGUCGGCCAGCAUCGAGAUGAAGAUACGGUGGGUAAUGUGGCAACCGGACACUUCGCCCGAGAGCCAGUGCUACGUGAAGUGUGUCAGCGAGAACCUGCGGCUGUACGACCGGAUGCGGCGCCAGUUUGCACCGGAGCGGUUCGAGCAGCAAGCCCGUGCCUUCCACGAUGAGCCGGAAGCGCCGGAAAUGCGCCAGAUGUACGACGACGCCCGUCGUCUGCUGGUGGGCGAACUGACGGACAACGAGUGUGGCACGGUGUUCGCCAAGUACGCCCCGUUCUACGCCACCCACCAGGAGCACAUACUGGCCAUCUUUCACGGCGAUCUACGCAAGAUCCUUGCCACGUACCGGCGGCUCGGGACGCACGUGAAGCAGAUCGGCCAAAGCUUCGUCGACUACUGCGAGAAGCGGUACGGGUUCCGCUGGACCGAGCAAGUCCAGUUCAACUGCCCGAACAGGACCGCCGUCGACUGUGUGCUUCGCGGGUUCCGCUGGAUCACGGAAGAGGGCGCUAUCAAUGACGCCGAGAUCGUGCGUGAUUUCAAGAGUGCCGGCCAAUCGGUGGACGAACUGGACAAGUGCACCGACCCCGAGCAGCUGUACGUGUGUUUGCGAGCGCACGAUUCAACGGCCCUUGCGAUCGUAAUACACGAACGAAACGCACAGACUGCGUACUACUUCGACCAGACGUCCCAGGAGGAGCCGUGGAAGUCGGCCGUGCAGUACGGAAACUCGCGUCUACACGAAGAGUCAUAGCCGGGCGAUGGUUGCCACACCGCCGAAGAAGUCAAGAAGUCUCUAUAGUCACCUUCUUCACUAUACUCUCAGCCAUUAACAGCCAUUAAGAUCAUCUAUCGAUUCCGAUUACCAAUAAAUCAGUUCAUCAAU